This is a messenger RNA of Metopolophium dirhodum (rose-grain aphid), 3744 nucleotides long. Its product is annotated as transcription factor Sox-10-like. Gene Ontology annotation, biological process: regulation of transcription by RNA polymerase II. Lineage: Eukaryota; Metazoa; Arthropoda; Insecta; Hemiptera; Aphididae. Gene Ontology annotation, cellular component: nucleus. The record is from RefSeq and is a predicted model, not a curated record. The coding region runs from base 164 to 1204 and encodes 346 amino acids. The transcript has 5 exons. Gene Ontology annotation, molecular function: DNA-binding transcription factor activity, RNA polymerase II-specific; RNA polymerase II cis-regulatory region sequence-specific DNA binding.
UCUGGUUUGUGUUAGUUCGAUCGACCCAGAACAGAUUAUUUAAUUAUUUUGACAUUUCGUUCGCUUGUAUUAUUAUAUUUGUGACGUUUUGCGUACCCAACCCACUCGCUUUACAGUAUAUAAAUUAAAAAUUAUACUUUUUUUUCCCAUAAAUAUCACAAUAAUGAACUGUUUAUUGGUCAAAUCACCCGGUCCGUCCGGUAAACCAGUGGUCACUAUUACGGCGAGUGCGGCAGCGAGCGUAACGGCAGCGGCAAAGGCGGCGAUGAGCAAUGCAUUGAAAGACAACGAGCAGAUAAAUGACGCCGUGAGCAAAGUUUUGGGUGGAUACGAUUGGACUCUAGUGCCAGUUCCUGCCAAACCUCCUACAGAGAAGAAAAAUUAUCAUGUAAAGAGACCAAUGAAUGCUUUUAUGGUGUGGGCUCAAGCAGCACGUCGCAAGCUUGCCGAUCAGUAUCCACAGCUGCACAACGCCGAACUCAGCAAAACGCUUGGUCAAUUGUGGAGACUUUUGAGUGGUGAUGAUAAACAACCGUUUAUAGAAGAGGCUGAAAAACUGCGUGUGCUCCACAAGAACCGAUAUCCCGAUUAUAAAUAUCAACCACGUCGGCGCAAGGCUGCUAAAGGCAUUCCAAAGAUACAGGACAAAUCAAAACAUGACAAAUCUGAAGCAAACGAUUCUCAGUACCAACGUCAUUCAAAACACGACGCGUCAAUGCAUUGUAACAGCACCACUAGUAGUCGUCCGAUUAAACAAGAAAUGAUUCCUGCCAGUUCAUCGUCGACCAGUAGUAGUAGUCCAUCCGGUUCAGCACCAGAACCACUGACUCCUCCUACUACUCCAAACUACUACCCAGCCAAGCCCAAAAACGGCUAUUGCAACACUACGCACACUAUUUGUUAUGGUGGAGAAACGGGUGAAUCUGCGAUAGAUUACAGUCUAGAUUUUGGUCGCAUGGACGAUCUACCGGCGGUGGAGGCUAUCGGAGCUGACAUGGUGGACAGUUCGGAACUGGAUCAGUACCUAACGAUGAGCAACCAAUACCCAUCCACGUCAAGCAGUUGUGUUGACCCUGCAGAACAGUAUUAUUAUCAUGCCAGGUAUCAUGAAUUGCAGCCGAACACGGCCAAGCCACAUUUUUCGGUACAUCAAACGUCAUACCAGCCGUCUUAUCAGUACGUCGUCAACAACUAUAAUAACUAACUUCAAUAUUUAUACUAUAAUAUAAUAUAAUGAUAUAUAUUAUAUUUAUAUAUUUUGUAUUUAUUGUAUUCAGGUACUAUUUUAUGUGUAUUAUUUUUUUUAUUCGUGUGUAAAAUACUCAUAGAAUAUUUUUUAGUUGUUUGUCGGUAAAAAUUGUAAACGCAACAUUAGAUGAUAAUAAUAUAGUGCAUGGAGAGCAUGACAUAUUAUUUUUCUGUAGCCACAAUAACCGAAUAUUGGUAUGACUGAUAUUAUAAUAAUGAGAAAUAUUUUUUUAAGCGUUUUAAAAAAAUUUUAAUUAUAAAAACUAUAUUUUUAAGUAGGCACCUACUUAAAUAAUAAUAUAAUAUUUUUAUCUACUCGAUAAUAAUAAUAUAUACGAGUAUGUUGCGACUAAAACUUUUGUAUUCAAAUAGCAUUUUAAAUAUUAAUUUAGAUAUAUAAUGUAAAUUAAAAUAUGUGUAUCGAGUUAUUUUUGUUUUAUAUUUUCAUCAAUAAUUAAAUAUCACCAACUUUCUCACGGAAAACGUCAAUAACCUCAUUAGUUCCAAUAAUGCGUCUCCUACGCAUUAAAUAUUUAGAUAAGGGCGAAGUUUUGAAAUUAUUCAGGGGCUGUGGGAGUUUUUAUGUAUGAGAACAAAAUUUUUAUACAAUGAUCAUUAACUACAUCGUACAUGAGUUUCACUGUUGUCUAAUGAUAACAUGCAUGUAUAUAAUAUAAUAUUAUUCAUUGCUUGUAACGAAUUAACAUUUCUUGUUAAUUAUUUUUCAUAUUGAUAAAAAUGAUUAUUUUUCUAUACGUGUAUAGUAUUUAGUUUGGGUUUUCAUGGGAAAUAAAAAAAUAAUAUCAAUUUGUUUAUCAAGUUAAUUUUUAAACAUAACAAAAAUAAGUUAAAAUGUGUAAUGUGUAUAAUAUUAUUAGGUACCUAUACUAUAUAUAUAUAAUAUAUUUUACAGUUCAGCGGUUCUCAGCCUUUAUAUAUUAUAAUAUGAUAUAUGUUAUCUGGGAUCUACACGUCAUAUUUAAGGUUUGCACGUAUCGCUAGAAAGUAUACAAUGUUUAAUAGGAGCGUUAAUAAUAAUUCGAAUUUUUUUCUUAAAGUCACGUGGCGUUUAUGUAAUACCAGUUGAGAACCGCUGGUGCCUGCAGGUGUGAUGUAUACAUAUUGCAUGAUAAAAAUUAUCUACCUAUCUGCACUAUAUACAAUAUAUAUACAUGAUGAAACUUAAAAUGUUAUGUUUUAAAUUCACUUGAGAAAAAAGUAAUUUAAAUAAUAUGUAUAAAAACUGAAAGUUUAUUGUGGGGAGGGGGGACUGCUAGGUAUUAUAUAUGUAAGAAAUAUUAUUAUUAUUACUAUUAUUAUUAUUAUUAUUAUUAAUUUAUUAAUUUAUUACUCAUUGCGCCUAUACAACAAUAAUAAAUGCGUCGUUUGUUUAUUAUAUUUUAACAAUUGUUACAAAGUCAUAGAAUGGUUUUUCUUUGAAAAUUUCAGAAUUAUGCGUCUUUAAGUGACCCACUUAUAGAUUUUAAGCCAGCCUCAAUAUAGGAACAACUCUCCUCUUUCCCAGAAAACAUAAUAAUUAUUAUAUUAUAAUGGGAUAAGCAUAAGCUAACCAUAAUUAGUUAAUUACCACCGCUAAUAUUUCCAUUUCAAUCAGAUUUAAAUCCUUGCUAAUAAUCCAAAAUGCCACUUAUAUUAUACCUAGGUACAUUAUAUUUAAGGUAAUAGCCAUUUUUAUGCAUCAAUAUUUAAUAUAUUAGCGAAAACAUGACCCAUAAUUUUUUUCCCUCAUUAAAAAUAUAUAUUUUAUCAAGAAUUCUUGCAUACGACCGGUCUUAAAUUUAAACUUGGUACUUAAAUUUACAAUUAACGUUUUCAUUUUUUUUAAAAAUAAAUUUAAUAAUCCUUUGAACACUAUAACUGAUAAUAGUUGUUUGAUUAUGAUUAAUAAUGUGUUAGGUUUAUACGUUAUUAUUUUAGAUAUAGCUGGUUAGAUUAUUAUUAUUACAUUUUUAAUUUAUUUAAUACGCUUAUAAAAUAAUUUAUAUUAUGUAUUUAAAUUUGUAUUUUUCAAGAUUACAUUUAAAAAUAAAUUUUUUCAAAAAUUGUACUUUUAUUAUUUAUGUAUUUUUAAGACUAAAAAAAUGUAAAGCUUUUAAGUUUAAAAAUGUUAAUUUUAAAUUUAUUUUUUAAGUAUUACAUUUAAUUGAUUACAAAUAUUGGGGAGAUUCUUUUAGAAUGAGACGUCUUACAAAUAAGAUCAAAUAUGAAUAAUAUUUAUUGAUUGAAGUCCUUUAAUUAGGCUUACACAAAUAAUAAUAUUAACCUCAUAUUUGUAUGUCUUAUACUUAUUUAAAUAAAGUAUAGAACCGUGGUGAAUUUAUGAUAGUCAUAAAGAAUUUUUAUUAUCAUUAAAUUAUUGCUUUUAUAAUUUAUUUUCAAUAAUGUUACAUUAAUUAGUCUUAUAUAUCACUAAGGCGCUUAUAAUUGUAUCUUUAAUACUUAAGUGACAUAAUAUUGUUCUUAUUACUUCAUAAU